AUGCGGGAGGCGAAACUGGAGCUUGACGCCAUGAGCUGGAACGCUGGGAUUAGGGCGUGCGAUAAGGGCGAGCAAUGGCAGCGGGCCUUGUCGCUACUCAGGGAGAUGCGCGGGGCGAAGUUGGAUCCCGAUAUUACCAGCUUUCACGCUGGGAUCAGCGCGUGUCGGGGACGCGGGCAAUGGCAACGUGCCUUGUCAGUGGUCCGCGAGAUGCGGGAGGCGGAGUUGGAUCCCGACGUCGUCAGCUACCGCGCUGGGAUCUUCGCAUGCCAGGAGGGUGGACAGUGGCAAUGUGCCUUGUCGGCUCUCAGCGAGAUGCGGGAGGCGAACUUGGAUGUCGACGUCCUCAGCUACCGCGCUGGGAUCAGCGCGUGCCAGAAAGGCGAACAGUGGCUACGUGCCUUGGUGCUGCUGGGCGAGCUGUGGGAGGCGAAGUUGGAGCCCGAAGUCUCGGCUACAGCGUUGGGGCCAGCGCGUAUGAGGAGGGCGACCGCUGGCAGCAGGCUCUGGCGCCACUCGGCGAGAUGCGGGAGGCGAAGCUGGAGCUCGACGUCGUCAGCUACGGUGCCCGCAUCAGUGCGUUCGGUGCACGUGGGCAGUGGCAGCGGGCGUUGGCACUCAUCGCCGACAUGCGAGAGGUUCAGGUGA
Messenger RNA from Prorocentrum cordatum, 648 nucleotides. NCBI's taxonomy places the organism in Eukaryota, Dinophyceae, Prorocentrales, Prorocentraceae. The record is from the annotation of a GenBank genome assembly.